Messenger RNA from Sarcophilus harrisii (Tasmanian devil), 4975 nucleotides. It is a transcript of the gene FGF1, whose product is annotated as fibroblast growth factor 1. NCBI's taxonomy places the organism in Eukaryota, Metazoa, Chordata, Mammalia, Dasyuromorphia, Dasyuridae. The record is from RefSeq and is a predicted model, not a curated record. Bases 696 to 1160 code for a protein of 154 amino acids. Gene Ontology annotation, molecular function: fibroblast growth factor receptor binding; growth factor activity. Gene Ontology annotation, cellular component: cytoplasm. The transcript has 5 exons. Gene Ontology annotation, biological process: cell differentiation; positive regulation of gene expression; animal organ morphogenesis.
UACAAUUAGCUCAGUUUCCAUCGGCCGCCGAACCGGCCCCCCCACCCAGGAGCUCCAUCAGAUAUUGGAACGGGGUGUGGUAUUACACUGUGCAUUCCUCGGGGGAGCUCUGAGUGUUUUUCCUCAUGAGCCCUAUUUACAGCUAGAGAGGGAACCUGUGUGAGAGAGGGCAAGUGGACCACUCAGUCCCUGACCUCAGGAGGCUGAGGGUAGCAGUCUCUCUUUAUUUAAGGGAACUCCCUCCUCCUGAUUGUGAGUGGUGACUCCCUUCCUUCUGCAGCUUAGAGGCCCUGCUUUUGAUUGCUCAGUGCCUGAUACAGAAGCGGACCCUGAAAGUACGUCAGAGCCAGAGGAAGGAGAGUUCUGGGACCAGUAGUUCGCUCUGUGGCACUUCCUGGAGGAAUUCCAGCAACCUGAUGUGCAUGCCAUAGCUCGCCACCUUUCCCCACAAGGAGCUGCAGUAACUCAGAGCUUCUGAAGCCGGCCAAGGACUUCUGAGGAGGCAGACGCCUGAGCAGCGGCAAUAGCAGCAGCAGCACCCAACCCCAGUGACAGAGGGGAACUGCAGAUCCUGAGGAGAAAGGGAAACAGCGACUGAGUGAACCUGCCUUCCCCACUGACUGGGGCAACAGAGAGACAGCCCUCGUCCUGCUCCCGCAGUCUUGAAAGGGCCGGUAAAAGCCAACAACUGAGGCAUGGCCGAAGGGGAGAUCACAACCUUCACAGCCCUGACCGAAAGAUUUAAUCUGCCACUGGGGAAUUACAAGAAGCCCAAGCUUCUCUACUGUAGCAAUGGGGGCCACUUUUUGAGGAUUCUUCCUGAUGGUAAAGUGGAUGGGACAAGGGACAGAAAUGAUCAACACAUUCAACUGCAACUAAGCGCGGAAAGCGUGGGUGAGGUGUAUAUAAAGAGCACUGAGUCUGGCCAGUAUUUGGCUAUGGACACCGAUGGACUUUUAUACGGCUCAACACCCACUGAAGAAUGCUUGUUCCUGGAGAGAUUGGAGGAGAAUCAUUACAACACCUACAUAUCAAAGAAGCAUGCGGAGAAAAAUUGGUUUGUGGGCCUCAAGAAAAAUGGAAGCUGCAAAAGAGGUCCCAGGACUCACUAUGGCCAGAAAGCCAUCCUCUUCCUUCCCCUCCCUGUGUCCUCUGAGUAAAAAAAAAUCUGAAUCAGGUGUUGGCCACUCCAGAACAAUCCCAGGAGUCUCAAACACCUCCUUCCCUCUCUUCUGGAUCCCCAAAUGUCCCUUUGCCUAUUGGCUAGCCUGACCCUGACAUCGACAGCCACUUUUACUUGCAAGCUUUGUGCUUUUAAAUUCUUAGUCCCUCUUAUGCAAAGCUGUUUGCACUAGUAAAGAUUGGCACAAAUGGACCAAAAUGCUGCUAGGGCCAACAGGCCAGGCUGUCCCAGGCUAUGUUUUGAUUUUCCGUUGUUAUGUGGAUCUCAGCAGCAGGAUCGGCUUCUCAAAUGCAAAGGUGCAUGCAUGGGGCCAAAUGAAGUGUGUUAAGGGACUUGCCAAAUGAGUCAUUAGUAACUGCAUACAAUUCCUCUCUGAGGGAGCAAACCCCAUCUGCUCUUUUCCCCACACACCUGGCUCAGUGCCCUCUUCCUUUUAACACCCCACAAAUAUUAGCAGAGUAACUUAUUAGAAGAUUGGGGUGGGGAGGGCCACCCACAGAAAGCGGGAUCAAGGAGGCAGAAUCAAGUGGAUAUGGACAGGCUGCAAUUGGGAAAGGCCGGUCAAGAAUCUGGAAAGAAGAGAGUCUUGAGGUAGAAAGAACAAAGGAAGAGAAGGAGGAAGAGAAGAAUUAGCUGAUAAAAAUCCUUAUGCUUCUUCACCCUCCCAAGGUAUUGAGAAGAAUGUUGCUGGGAACAGCAGAUACCAAUGAAGUUUUAGGUUGGGUAUGAGCUAGGGAUGAUUUUAAAAAGCAGGAGAAACAAGAGUUGACCAAUUAAGUAGUAGAUUAUCACAAAGGGGAGAUAAACUGUGCAGGGGCCAUCAAAUAGGAGGAGUUUAGAAAAGAGGAGAGAGAAAGUAAUUAUAUAGUGAAGUCUUUUACCCUUUUUGAGCAGAGGUCAUGAGAUUAUAGAGCUGGAGAAGAUCUUAGAAGUCAUUUAGUCUAACUUCUUGAGGAAAAUGAGACCUCUAGAGCAGUUAAGUAAUUUGCUAAAGGUCACAUAGCUAGUAAAGAAUAGAGGCAAGAUUUACCUCUGUGUUCCUGAUUCCAAAUUCAGUGUUUUUUUUCCACUACAAAUAGUUUGUAGACUUAAGUAUGUAGAGAUGUUGGGAGCCCUAAGACACCAUGACUGAACAGAAGAGAGCUAAGGAACUAUAGUUCUAAGUUCUGAAAUUUCGAUGAAACUUUGCAGAGACCUUCUCCCUUUCAACCAAUCAUUCUAUCAACUAUCAACAUAACAUUUUUGUUGGUUGUCCCCAGGCUCAGUGUACUCUAAUUAAUGUCAUAUUGGCUCAAGAGUGGCUGAGGGUAUGGUAUAAAGUGGCAAGAUAUUUGGGGUAGGUUGAUCAAAGAAGUGAAGGAGUAGGGAUGAGAAAUACCCAAGAGCAAAAGUCUGGUUCUAAAUAAGAAUGCCUCCCUCCUAAGAUGAGAUAUCCUAGUUAUCCCAUGCUAAUUCUAGUUCUGCCAGGCUGUUUCUGGCUGUAGACUGGCCUGUGACUAGUUUCUGCUGUAGAAAAAAAUACUGACUUUAAGUAUUCCACUAAUGGUGAAAUAGAUGCCUUUUGGACAGUAUCUUGAGACCUUAUAAAGGCACAUCUCACAAAAGGUACAACUCUAGCUACUAUCUUACCAAAAGGAAAGCAUAUUUCAAUUAUUAUUAAUAUGCUUCUUGCUUGAAGUAAACUCAAAACAUAUAGCCAGCGAACUAGUAGAAAUAGAUCUCAUCUCUGACUUACAAUACUGGUAACUUGUUAAUAGCUUUACUAUUCCACAUUAUUUAUUGAGAGCAUAUGUUUUCAUCAUAUAUUUAAACUAUCUAGAGACCAACCACAGUUAAACCUCAUUAAUAUUCACUCAUUAAGGAUGAUGGCUGUAUUAUAUGAUAGUCAAUUCUCUAUAACUCAUAUUACAUUUAUUCACAAAGGAAGAUGUUUGUUUCUCUUCUUUGUCUUUGGUUUCCUGUUGUGCUGCUAUGAAUUCUCUAUUAGAAAAAAAGGAGGAGACAGAGGAGACAACACCAUAAUUUUGAGCAAGGUCUUAUGGACCUUGAGCAAAGUUUGAUUGAAGUUUUCAUCACAGGUGCCAAUGUGAAGUGAGAAAACACCUUGGCAACAGAACUGUCACAUUGAGAUUAGAAAGAAAAGUUACAGCUCCCUGAAAAGGUGUUUAAAGUCACAGUGCUGCUGAAUAAUUCAAAUGAAGUGGCUAAGAUUGUAAUUAAUAAUGCCACUCUACACUCCUUUACCUUCUGUAAUCUCUUCUUAUUCUUUCACAUCAAUUAUCCCAUUUGAUCUUAUUAACAAACUCCAUGAAGUAGCUAGGGAUGAUGCAAUCCUCAACGAUUUCUCUCUGCCAUUUAUACCUUGGCCAGAAUAAAAGUUAUCCAAACAGGAAAUUCAAGGGAUUUCUAAUAGUCUGUAAUGAUUUAUUGUUGAAUUUAAUCCAAGGAACAUUAAGCACUGUUGCUAACUGAUAGGAAAGGAGUUUAUUAUUUUAGAAGCAGACCCUCUUUGUCACAGAACCAUUGUGAUGCUGACAAUAAUCCAGUAAUGCUGCUUUUUUGAUUCUGCUCUGGAACAAGGUUAUGGUUAGAAAAAUCAUAGGAUUAUAGACUGAAAACCAGAGGUCACCUGAGAGGCCUCUCAUCUUUACAGAUGAUGUAUCGCGGCCCACAGGGGUCAAGGAUCAGAUAGUUAGGAAGUAGCAAAAAUGGGGUUUGAACCCAGGGCCUCUGUUUCCAAGACACCAUCCUGACAGUAUCUAAGACUCCACUGCCCAGAAGUGGAGUUUUUCCAUAAAGUGAUUCAGUUUGCUUUCAUGAUUAACAAAAACCUAUAGGGAAAAGGGGUGACAACAAUUUGGGACUUGUUUGCCAAGUCAUGUGACCUAGCUGGUUUGUGACUAGAAUGACUCACCAUGCACUAACACCAAAAUUUGCCAUUACAAGCUCUCCCAGGGCAUGAUGCUUGUUAUAUAAGAAACAUAUUGCAGAUCCUUUCCUUUCUGUUAUGUAAAAAUCAGUGGCCUGAUUCAUUCAUUUAACUCGGUUGGCUGAGGAAAUGAAAUUGAGUACCAGAUGUCCCAUUCUCUAAAGAUCCAGCAACUUCUAUCAGUGAAAAAACCUCAUGUUAUCCCCUAGUAUAAUGUCCUCUUAGAUCUUCAAAUGGUGUGUCAAAGUGUACCAUAGUAUCCACAUCAACUGUGCAAAUGUGUCAGCAAUCUAGGAAGAGAAUUUUCUAAUUCCUAAAAGAAAAUGUGCCAAAACUUAGUGGCCUUGUGCUUGGCUCUUUCCUCUCCUGAUCCAAUUGAAACUUUCUCUGGUUUGUUAUUAAGGCUGGAUCCCCUCCCAUUAUUUUUUAUUUCCCUUAUGUGUAUUCUUCUCCCUGAUCUGUCUAUAAUGUGACCCUGUUUGUGAAUCAAUUUAAUGAGGUAUUGUCUGACACUCUUGUCCUACUUACUUGUCAGGAACCUUUGGGGUUUCAAUUGUUUUGUGUUGUUAUUUUUCCCCCAGCAGUGGUGACAGAUGUGGCCCCUUUGGGACCAAUAGUGAGCAUGUGUAAGACAGCUGACCAGAGCUAGGGGUACAGGCUGAAGCUAAAACAGAAGCUUUCCUUGAAUGAGGGGAAAAUAACCAGUCCAAAUAAGGUAUGAAAGUCAGGACCUAAGCUUCACUAGAAACAUACUUGAUAUAUAGCUAAUGGGCUGCAAGUGAAACUUAGCCAUGGUCUCCUGUGAUUCUCCAUUUUGUAGGGCUCAGCAUCUUACCAAAGAUAAUAAAAGUUCAAUAACAGAA